AUGAACCUGCAGGCUUUUGGCAAAGAGGCGAGGGAGCGGGACCUCCGCUGGGCUUGGAAGAAGACGCCUCCCCAGCACCACCUCCGGCUCCUCCUCCUGCGCAGGUGGAGUGGUGGUGCUGCGACUUCUGUGACCUCCGGCGCCGCUGCCUCCGGCGCCGCCGCCGCCUCCGGUGCCGCCUCCUCCGGUGUUGCUGCUGCUGGUUCAGCUGGAGGAGGCUCCAACUCGGCGUUCGGUGCUGCUGCUGCUUCUGGCACCUCGAUUGACGCAGCAGGUCCGGCGGCCUCCACCUCUGGGGUGGGCUCAGGCGUUAGGGGUGUGGCGGCCUUCGGCUCCGGACCUCUGGGUCCGGCUGCUGCUGGUGCUGGCUGA
Molecule: messenger RNA, 372 nt
Organism: Panicum hallii
Lineage: Eukaryota; Viridiplantae; Streptophyta; Magnoliopsida; Poales; Poaceae
Product: circumsporozoite protein-like
Exons: 1
Coding region: 1-372 (123 amino acids)
Source: RefSeq, a predicted model, not a curated record